AUGUCAGCGACAAUCUGCGUGACCACUACUCCGACUGCACUCGACGGGGGGACCGAAGGAUUCCUGAAACUGGACAACGAGGUAGACGGCGUCAUGCAUGUCAAUCGGCAAGUUCAUUCCUCAUCCCGGAAUAACACCAGCCUCCUAAUGGGUUACCCUCGAUUAGUGCACUUCGAUGAAACUUCGGUGCGAUGGCUUAAGCCCAUGCUAUUCCUUUUCGAGGAAAAUGAAGCAAUUGUAGCCAGCCCUUCCGGUGAGACUACUCGGUCCAUGGACCAUUCGCUCACACCUGUAGAUUCUACGACAGCCAAAGGGGAAGAUGAUGAACCUCCUUCGGAUCGUGGAUCGAUAAGGUUUCUUUUGAAUGGCGGCACAGAUAGCUUCACGGAGCAAUUCCUCCUUCCUCCUUGCAGUGAUCGAGCUCGUGGCCUUGAGUACCAUACCCAAAAGGGUUUGGGGGAAACCGGACGCCCAAGUACAGGCUACCCAAUGAAGGAUGACCAAUCCGACUUUGUCCCGGCAGUCUUUGAUUUUGACCCUGAGGCACUAUCCUUUUUCCAGGAUACUUUUCUUGAAUUAUUCAACGGGCCCUUUGGAGAUCCGUGCAAAUCACUUGGCAGUCCAUAUACAGGGGGCAUACCCUACCAGACGGUGAUUCCAACGCAGGACCCCUGGCUUGUAUUCUCUGAACAGACCCCUGCUUACGAACCGGAAAGACCAUUUGCGACAGAAGCGGUUCAGGCUAUCUUGGGGAGGGUUUGGUCAAUUCCCCUUGACCCCACUGCACAAGAGGAAAUUGCAACGCACCUCAACUUUUUGCUCACAACGGCGCGCAUUCGGAAGUUCAUUUCGAUGUAUUUCAAGUACUGGCAACCAAACUGUCCAAUACUACAUCGACCAACAUUUGAUCCGGACACAGUCUCGCUUUCACUACUGGUUGCUGUCGCAUUCAUGGGUGCCAUGUAUUCCGACAACGAGAAAGAGGUGCAUGUCGCAAAGCGCCUAGUAGACUUCGCCGAACUUUUGGUGUUUUCCAGUGAUAUUUUUUCAUUCGAGAGUGAGAUUGGCGCAGUCUUCUGUGGUAAUCGAAAUACCAAUGGUGAAAGCAACGACUGGCUUCAGUUGCAGAACUUUCAGGCCGGGUACAUCAUACUAAUCGUCCAGUACUGGGCUGGGAGCCUCAUGUCUCGAAAUCGGGCGAUGGAGAACCGAUUCAGUGAGGUUGUUAAGGUUGCACGUAGAAUCGAUCUUCUCAGAUGUCGACAUCAGCCUGAGGAACGUAAUCAUGAGCAUUUGUGGAUCCAAAACGAGUGUCGUAUUCGCACCAUGUGUUAUAUCUCGCUCAUUGACUGCGCUUUUUCGUUCUUUCAAAACUACCCAUGUCGUUUGUCACAUACCGAAAUGGAAUGCGACUUUCCGAGUGCCGAAUCAGUAUUCAAUUCAGCGCAUCCAUUUAGAGAACCGGAUUUCCAACUCUCGCGAGAAUUUAAUGUUUUAGAAACUUUUCAAGGCCUGUUUGAUGACUCCGGCAGUCAAGCCUCGCCUUCUACCAAGCAAAAUUCACCUUUCUCAUCUAUUAUGGCUGGGCUGACUGUGCUGGACAUGUUCAUUCUAAUCCAUAUUCUCUAUGCUUUUACCAACACCCAUAUGACACUGCUGGCCACUCUGCUCCGAAAUACUCGAGCCUCUCUUUCUAAGAACAUUUCUGGUGUGCCAGCGACCAGCAAAUACCGGCCGUCUGAACUUCCGGAUAACUUGACGCUGACUGGGAUACGUACAGCGCUCUCUCGCUGGCGGGACCACUGGGUGGCGCUGCGCAAUACUGUUUCCAGCCAUGAAUGGGCCUCCAUGGGCUUCUAUAAGAAUGGCUACAACUUUUGGCUAGUGUCCCAGCUUCUCAUUACAAAGAAAGAGAGUGUGGAUGUCGUUAUGAAAAUGGAAGUCAAAUGUGAGGAUAAGUUAGAGAAACUCAAAGUAUUGUUGCAGGACGACAACGAUUGA
Molecule: messenger RNA, 2001 nt
Organism: Aspergillus tanneri
Lineage: Eukaryota; Fungi; Ascomycota; Eurotiomycetes; Eurotiales; Aspergillaceae
Product: fungal specific transcription factor domain-containing protein
Exons: 5
Coding region: 1-2001 (666 amino acids)
Biological process (GO): DNA-templated transcription; regulation of transcription by RNA polymerase II
Cellular component (GO): chromatin
Molecular function (GO): RNA polymerase II cis-regulatory region sequence-specific DNA binding; DNA-binding transcription factor activity, RNA polymerase II-specific; zinc ion binding
Source: RefSeq, a predicted model, not a curated record